Molecule: messenger RNA, 4468 nt
Organism: Ylistrum balloti
Lineage: Eukaryota; Metazoa; Mollusca; Bivalvia; Pectinida; Pectinidae
Exons: 9
Coding region: 39-1415 (458 amino acids)
Molecular function (GO): oxidoreductase activity, acting on the CH-OH group of donors, NAD or NADP as acceptor
Source: RefSeq, a predicted model, not a curated record
AUUCUCAGCAGAAGCAGACGCCGGCUUUUCUCAUUCGAAUGAUCUCUAUGUCAACCAUGGCUGCUGUAUCAGAGACGACCCUUGUGUUGGUGACCGGGGCAUCCGGCUACAUCGCCUCUCACAUUGUGAGACAACUCCAGGAGGAGGGCUAUCGAGUCAGGGGCACGGUCCGCAGCCUGGGAGACGAAGAGAAAGUCAAGCGACUAAAUGAACUCUGUCCGGAGGCUGAACAUAAGCUGGAGCUGGUUGAGGCUGACCUUACCAAGCCAGACUCGUGGGAACCGGCCAUGAAGGACGUGACGUAUGUGAUCCACGUCGCAAGUCCCUUCCCAUCAACAGCCCCUAAGGACGAGAGCGAGUUGGUCACCCCGGCUGUGGAGGGAACACAGGCUGUCCUUAAGGCAUGUGUCACUGCAAAGUCAGUGAAGCGUGUCGUUCUCACGAGCUCCUGUGUAGCUGUUGGAUGGGGUGCAGGUGUCGACCUCUCGAAGGUUUUCAAUGAGGAUGACUGGACGGACCCCAACAGGCUUGACGCAUACGGGAAAAGCAAAACCCUGGCGGAGAAAGCUGCAUGGGACUACGUGAAAGAAUUACCCGAUGAGGAUAAGAUUGAGCUCGCUGUAGUGAACCCUUCCUACGUGAUGGGGCCUGUCAUCAACGGAUCUCAGAGCAAUAGUCUAGAGGUGGUAAAAAGACUUAUGGAACGCGAAAUGCCGCUGGUGCCCAAACUGAACUUUAAUAUUGUUGACGUAAGAGACGUGGCGAAUGCCCACAUCAAGGUCAUGACCUUGGAGGAAGCUGCAGGGAAACGUCACCUCAUUACGAACGCCAACAUCUGGAUGAAGGAAAUCGGCCAGAUACUUUCCAAGGAGUUCAAGUCGCAAGGCUACAACGUUCCUACAACGGGGUGUCCAAAUGCCAUACUUUGGAUGAACAGCUGUUUCAACAAGAACCUGAAGGCAUUGAUCCCGCAACUAAAUAAAGUUUACAAGUUCGACAACACUAGGAUGAAGGAGGUGUUAGGCAUCACACCUAAAGAACCUAAAGAAAUUGUUAUUGAUAUGGCCUAUAGUCUUAUAGAGAUUGGACUGGUCAGAAAGGCCAAGAAAUACAGAGGACCUAACGCUGGAGGAGAUGAAGCAGCUGAGGAGACUAAGGAGGAAGGCGAGAAGGCCGAGGAAAAAGAGGGAGAGGAAAAGCCAAAGGAAAAUGGCGAUGUUAAGGAGGAAAAGGAGGAAGAAGAUGAUUUGAAAAAAGAGAGUGAAGAAAAAGAGGAAGAAAAACCAGAAAAAAUUGAAGAAGUUGAAAAGGAGGAAGAGAAACCCGAGGAAAAACUCGAGGAAGAAACAAAAUCAGAGGAGAAGACGGAGGAAAAGAGCGAGGAGAAAACGGAGGAAUCAACGCCAGCUGAAUAGAAAGGACUAUAAACAAUUAAUAGGCUGUUUGAGAUAGGUAUAUUUUCUGGGGUGAAAGUGCUGAGGAGGGAAAUUACUCUUUUAAUUAUAAAAUGGACCAAGCUGCUUGAUAGUUGAGUUAGCCCGGCCAGUGUUAUUCGGCAAAAACUGACAUCUUCCCUUUCAAGUCGUUUACUUGCUUUGUAAAACACUGUGGAAUUCAAUUCAGCGCAUUCAAAUGGGGGAAUUACUGAGGAUUAAAUGUAUAAAUAUAUAUGUAUAUAUAUUCUUAUGCCAGUAUUUGUUAGAAGUCUAUAUGAAAGCUUUAUGAAAAGAUCCAAAUGAUGUUCAUAUACUGUCAAUAACAUUUCAUCUGUUCGGCAGCAUGCAUACCGAUACAAGACCAUCAAAAGUUAUCAAUCAUAAUUAUAUAAGGCCCCGAAUUCUAUCAGCACUUCAAUAUAUUUUAUAGCGAGGAAUGACAGUGGAUUUGUGUUUCAAGUCGGUACAUUCCAUUUUCUUAAUAGUGGAGAAGCAUGGCACUUACGAUAGGGAGGGGUAUAGGAUUUUAUCGUUAACAUUUAUUUUACACAUAAUUGAUAAAAAAUGGAAUAAUACGUGAAUUUUUCAUUAAAUGUAAACUCUUGCUUAAACAGCUUACUAUAACUAGAAUGAGCGAAUUGAAAUGGUAGACUAAGUGAAUCAUCUGUAGCAAUGUUCACAUAAGUGUCAGUAAGUCGAAAAAAUAGGUUAUAAAUUUUAGAGGUAUACCCAAGGGGAGUUAACUCGUACGCGAGUAAUGCUCAGCACGAUUGGUAGAAUGAAUAAACAGCUACAUGUGUGCUAUAUUGAAUAAUCUUACGUAUUAAUACAAUCAUACAUAUACGCUGGAUAUUUCCAAUGUAAAAUGCUCAUAAAAGUCCAUAAAAUGGACACUGUUUGUAAGCGUUUUAUCCGUUUAGUAACGCCGAUGCAUUUGCCUUUCUCAAAAUUUAUUUUUUAAGGUGAAAAUCUUAUUUCUAAUUUUGUAUGAGAAUCACACCAUGACAAUUUUUUUUGUCGUCCACCUUUCGAGAAAGUGAUUUAUACAAUAUAUUGUCUAUAUCUUGUGUUUCAAUGGUAAUUUUUGUACUGCCUGAAUGUAUUAUAUUCAUCUUAAGGUUUUUGAUCAACCAUUGUUCAUGUAUGUAAUCGUUUGUGCCCCAGCUAAGCUCGCGUUCCCUACGUCAGAUAAUUGACUCUAGUUGACUUGACACCUAACUACAGUGAUCGGAAGGACAGGUCCAGUUUUUCUUGUCAUUUGUUAUUUUGUGCAUUAAAAACACAACUAGUCAUAUGGGAUUUCCCUACCGGGUGCAAUAUGUCAAAACAGAUUGAUUGAAGUCAUUGAUAUUUUGUGGAUGGGUUUUUAUAGAUGAUAAUAUUGCCUAUAAUAUGACAUCUAAUGGGUGAUAUGUAAAGGUUUGCAUAGUGUCAAAUACAGCCCUCUAUUUAUCGUCAAAUAUUUCUGUUUAUAGCUACGUGUGAAGUAAGGUUCGCGCAAGUUAUCAGCACCAAAUGCCCUUAAAUGGAGUCUAUAUAUGGCAUCAUGAUAGAGAAACAUUGUGGUCGUCACAGGAAAACGUGUAAGAUACGUACCAUCUUCCUGGUGAUCGAGGAAUGCAAAUAUUCCUCUCACAAAGUUGAAGUUUUUUUCAUAUCGAUUAUGUAUGAUGACUAUACAUAUAUAUGUAUCAUGUAUGCUUUUGGUAACAGCAAAUCGGUUCUAAGGCAGAGAUUGCCUAUAUGUUGUUGAUGUGACGUGACGUCAUGCUGAAGUGUUCUCAACGUAUGUAGAGUGUUCGUCCCAUAUUUAAUUACAUUUUUCUAUUUCCCAGCUGCUGUUUAAAUUGAUAUCUAUGUCAGGUAUGGAAAACAGAAUUUAUUUGAAAGGAUAAGGUCAUUUCAAUGGAUAGUAGUGAGGUCUUCUCAACACAAGGCUGCGUGAUGAUUUAAAUGACGCAAUCUUUGUACAUAACGAGUUAUCUCCCUUCCUUGUGCGCAAGUGAUCGUACUGAAUCCAUGGGGAAGCAAGUUGCAUUUGGAUUGUUCCAAGAUGCCAAUUGAAAUGUACAUCUAAAAGUCCUAUUGCUGGGUUCACCAAACAGUAACAACAAAAAUGAUACAACAAGCUGAUGCCUUAUGGGAAAAACCGUGAUAUUGAAAAUUCGUUAAUCCUGACAGGGAAUUGUCAACUUAUAUCUAGUGCAGUUGUGUGAAUUUUACACCGGAAAUAUAGUUAAGUAUAUAUAUCAAAUGACCAUGAUUUUAGCCACCGAUCGUCGUGAGCUUUCGUGAAGAGAGCCUUGAAGUGUACUUGUAGAUACGAUAUGCCUGUGUUAGCGCUCUACACGUGAAGGUCAGGCGUGUGUACCAACAUUUAUAUGUACACCGCGUUGUGAUGUUGAAGCUAUUUUGAAGUGUUUCCAUAACAAAUUGUGUAUUAUAAUAUACUCGUUUGCCUUAUAUGUUUCCGUAUGUGUAUACAAAUCCAACUUAAACAUUUUUCAUCUAAACUUUAAUAUCAUUUUUUUUUCUCAAAUUUAGAUAAAUCUUUUCAGGAAAAAUAUUAAUUUAUCUUCAGAUUUUUUUAUCAACGAUGUGGCCUUUGAAAGGUCGUGCAAUGUCUACUACCCCUGUAGAUGUUAGUGGACUGGUCCAUACUGUGGUGUAGGAUGUUCUACUGCAUUAUUCUAGGGGCAGAAGAACUUACUACCAUUGCAGCAUAUACAUUGCUUCCAAACGGUAGAAAACAUUUGAACUUUCACAUCAUUUAGACUCAAGAGACAUAAGAAACUAACUCUAUUUUGUUCAUCUGUAUUCAUAGACUCAUUAACUGAACAUUUCAUUUGUUUUUUUCAUUCGAAUAUGUGUAGAUUCAUGUCUUAAUAAUAAACAUUAAGUAUUCAAUGUUAUGGUAACAUUUAUAAACCUUUUAUUAAUUUAUUGGUAUUUAGACAUCAUUUCUGUAUACUAAGAGCAUAGCUUUAUGUAUGUCACCGUAUAUCAAGAAAAAUAAAAUAACUUUGUUUCAA